Messenger RNA from Fusarium vanettenii 77-13-4, 3250 nucleotides. RefSeq lists its product as uncharacterized. The transcript is spliced from 3 exons. NCBI's taxonomy places the organism in Eukaryota, Fungi, Ascomycota, Sordariomycetes, Hypocreales, Nectriaceae. The coding region runs from base 7 to 3231 and encodes 1074 amino acids. The record is from RefSeq and is a predicted model, not a curated record. Gene Ontology annotation, molecular function: ATP hydrolysis activity; ATP binding.
CCGACGAUGGUGUCCAAGGACGCCCCGCCCCCGCCAUCCCAGGAAACCAUCGCCGACUUUCUCAACACAAUCUUCACGGCCAAGACGUCUGCCGCCUCGAUCGAUGCCUGCUACGCUCUCUGCGAGGUUCUGCUGUCUUCUGUCGGCGUCGUUGGCUUGACCCAGUAUGGUAUCCUUGCCGAGGUCAAGAAGGCCGCUGCCGAUAAGAAGUCGGGUCUUCGUCGCGAGUCCAGCCAGAACCUCCUCGGUGCCAUCUUCGAGCGUUUCCUUCCCCGUCAGAAGGUUAGCGAGGUUGUCCUGCUGCUCCAGGAUGGCGGCAUGGUCGGCUGUGCCCUCGAUGCCCUUGCUGAUAAGGGCGCCGUUGUCCGCGAUGCUGCCCAGUACGGACUCGAUACUCUCCUCGUCAACCUGAGCCCCGAGGCUCUCGUUGUCGGUCUUCUGCCCGCCCUGUCCAACUACCUGUCCAAGAAGACUGGUAAGUGGCAGGGAACCGUCGGCGCCUACAAGAUCCUGCAGAAGAUGGCCGACAAGGCCCAACUCGCCAUUGGAAGCACCAAGGAGGAGGCUGCCGACAAGGACGUUCUGCGUGAAGCCAUGGGUGCUAAGCUCGCUGGCUUGAUCCCCAUUGUUGAGGGUGGCAUGCACGACUUGAAGGCCGAUGUCGAGAAGCAGGCCGUCCACACCAUGACCUCGCUCACCACCCUUCUCUCCAACGACGAUGUCGCUCCUCGCUUCCCUCUGCUCAUCGACACCAUGCAGCACCCCUCCACCCAGACUCUCCAGAAGGCCAUCCACGCCCUGUCCAUGACCACCUUUGUCGCCAUUGUCACCUCGCCCGUCCUGGCCCUCCUGACUCCUUUCCUCGAGCGAUCCCUCAACAACCCCACCACCGCCCAGGAGGUUCUGCGCCAGACCGUUGUCAUUGUCGAGAACUUGACCAAGCUCGUCCACGACCCGAUCGAGGCUAGAACUUUCCUGCCUAAGCUGAUUCCCGGUGUCAAGGGAGUUUGCGACCGUGCCUCCCUCCCCGAGGUUCGAGAGCUGGCUGAGCGUGCUCUCGCCACCAUGGAGAAGGCUAUGGGCAAUGAUAAGGACAUUGUCGCCCGAACCUCUGGUGACGAUGUUGCCAAGAUCCUCGACGAACAGAUCAAGCUCAACGGCGGCCUCGCUGGACAGCUUGACCUGUACAAGCAGGCUCGCCCUUAUAUCUCUGAGAUGGUUGCCAUUGAUGUCAACUACCGCUUUGUUGACCGUAUCUCGGCUAGAAUUGCGCCUUAUCUCAAGGGCUUCAUGAAGAAUCCUGAGGCUCACCAGAAGGUUGCCGAUGCCAUUCAGGAGCACUACGUCGAGGAAGACCACCGCCGGUACGGUGUUCCUGAGAAGGAGGACGAUGGUGAGGUUGAGAUUGUCAACGCCGACUUCUCUCUCGCUUACGGUGGUAUGCUUCUUCUGUCGCACACCAACCUGCGUCUCCUGAAGGGUCACCGAUAUGGUCUCUGUGGACGAAACGGUGCUGGAAAGUCGACUCUCAUGCGAAGCAUUGCUAAUGGCAAGCUUGAGGGUUUCCCUCCCCAGGACGUUCUCCGUACCUGCUACGUCGAGCACAACCAGGGCGAGGAUGCUGAUAUCAGCAUUCUCGAGUUCGUUGCCAAGGACCCUGAAAUUGCUACUCAGGGCCGUGAGCGCAUCUCUGAGGUUUUGGCCGAGUUUGGCUUCACUCCUGGUCCCGAGGGCCGACAGUCUGAGAAGGUCGGCUCCCUGUCUGGUGGUUGGAAGAUGAAGCUGGCUCUGGCCCGAGCCAUGCUUCAGCGUGCUGAUGUCCUUCUCCUGGACGAACCUACCAACCAUCUUGAUGUUGCCAAUAUUGCAUGGCUCGAGAACUACCUCAAGACCCAUCCCGAUAUCACCUCUCUGAUCGUGUCUCACGACUCUGGUUUCCUCGACAAUGUUACCACUGAUAUCUACCACUACGAGCCCAACAAGAAGCUGGCCUGCUACAAGGGUAACCUGGCUGCCUUUGUUGAGAUCCGCCCCGAGGCCAAGAGCUACUACACCCUGUCGGCCUCCAACGUCCAGUUCAAGUUCCCUCCUCCCGGUAUCUUGACAGGUGUCAAGUCCAUGACCCGUGCCAUUAUCCGCAUGAGCAACGUCUCCUACACCUACCCCAAGGCCACAAAGCCAUCCUUGCAUGAGGUUUCUUGCCAGCUGACCCUGUCUUCCCGUGUUGCCAUCAUUGGCCCCAACGGAGCUGGCAAGUCGACUCUCAUCAAGCUGCUUACCGGCGAGACCAUUCCUACUACCGGAAAGGUCGAGAAGCACCCCAACUUGCGUAUCGGCUACAUCAAGCAGCACGCUCUGGAGCACGUUGAGAUGCAUCUCGAGAAGACUCCCAACCAGUACCUUCAGUGGCGUUACCAGCACGGUGACGACCGUGAGGUUCACAUGAAGCAGACUCGUGUGCUCUCGGAUGCGGAUCGUGCCCAGAUGGACAAGUUUGUCGACCUCAAGGACGGCAACCCGGCCCGACAGAUCGAGGCUCUGGUUGGUCGUCAGAAGUACAAGAAGACCUUCCAAUACGAAAUUAAAUGGCGUAAUCUUCUGCCCAAGCACAACAGCAAGAUCUCUCGCGAGACUCUGACUGAGCUGGGCUUUGACAAGCUCGUCCAGGAGUUCGAUGAUCACGAGGCGUCUCGUGAGGGUCUCGGUUACCGUGAGCUCCAGCCCAAGGUCAUCUCCAAGCACUUCGAGGAUCUUGGUCUCGACCCUGAGAUUGCAAACCACAACGAGAUUGGCUCGCUGUCUGGUGGACAGAAGGUCAAGGUCGUCAUCGCCGGUGCCAUGUGGAACAACCCCCAUCUUCUGGUGCUCGACGAGCCUACCAACUUCUUGGAUCGUGACUCCCUUGGUGGUCUCGCCGUCGCCAUCCGCGACUUCAAGGGUGGUGUCAUUCUCAUUUCUCACAACGAAGAGUUCGUCGGCGCCCUAUGCUCGGAGCAGUGGCUCGUCCGUGACGGCCGUGUGGCUCAGAAGGGUAACGCCGCCAUCAGCCUCGAUCGCUUCGAGGACAGCCGACCUGGCAGCGCCGUUGCCAGCACUGUCGCCAGCACCGCCGCCAGCACCGCAGCCAACUCUGUCGUCAGCAGUGCCGUCAACAGUGGCAUUGAAGACAACUCGGACAUGAACCCCAAGGGCACUCCUCACCCUCCCGACACGGACGACGAGGACAACUAGAGUGUGAAAAAAAAAAAAA